Molecule: messenger RNA, 5485 nt
Organism: Vanessa atalanta (red admiral)
Lineage: Eukaryota; Metazoa; Arthropoda; Insecta; Lepidoptera; Nymphalidae
Gene: Golgin104
Product: coiled-coil domain-containing protein 186
Exons: 15
Coding region: 126-3059 (977 amino acids)
Biological process (GO): vesicle cytoskeletal trafficking
Cellular component (GO): trans-Golgi network
Molecular function (GO): small GTPase binding
Source: RefSeq, a predicted model, not a curated record
GAUCCAGAUGCUCGAUGUUUAUUUUUAUUGAUAAAAAGUAGCAUCUAAGAUUCUAAUGGCUUUCGUGCUUCCAUAUUAUAAAUUGCAGUGGUUUAAGAGCAAGAGAUCAGUGUGAGACACUUGAAAUGUCGGUGGAGGCGGAAAGUUUAGUCCAUUUAAAAUGUGCCAACGUUGACGACAUAAAAGAGAAUGGGAGUAACUCGACGAUAUCACACGAUUCCGGUAUCGAAAUAUCCGAUGCGACUUCCGCAACACUUCCUUCACCACACGACUCUGAUAUAUCCUAUAUAAAAACUACAGAAAACGAAAAAAUUGGGAUGGUAUUGAAUGUUGAUGAAUUGCACAACAGUGCCCUAGAAAACGAUGGCAGUUCUGACGUAUCCACUCCUACAUCCUUGUCCUCUGAGGACAAGGAAUUUAAUACCUUCGAGAUAAGUUCUAAAAACGAUGAUCUAGGAAAUUUAUCUGAUAUCACGAAUUAUAGUGCAACUGACCAAAACGAUAACAUAAAUGAAACAAAAAUAAAUAAUAACGAAAUCCCUAAUAUUGAAAGUAAGGAUGAUAGUUUAGACAGUGUUAAACACUCGAGUACCUUAUCAAAAACAUGUAAUUUGAACAGUGAAACCAACAAAACAGCAUCAACAUAUAGUUUGAACGAACCAAAUAACGAAACUACUACUAACCUAUCUCCACUCAGCCGUAGUGCAGAUAACAUAUCUAAUUAUGAUACACACAAUCAUGAUCUAAACCAUUUAAUCACCAAAGAUCUCGAUCAAGAAAGGAUACUGUCUGAAUUUUUAAGCCAAAAAAAUAAAGUAAGCGCAACUCAGAAAAUAGUACAAGAUAAUCAACAAAUGGCUGAUGUAAAAUAUGCAAGAUUACCAAAAGAAAUUUUGUCACAAGAUCUCGGUAGUAUAGUUAAAAAUGUCCACGGUAUAUUUUCCUCGGUUAGCGGAAGUUUGAAGAACGCUUACAAUAAUACCCAAAGAGUUGCACAGAAGCCAAUAGCCAAAACUGUUAAACCCGUUACCAAUGGUAGGAUAAUGAAUGAAAUAUUUGAAUUCUCAGAGGAGAAAUCCGUCAACGACAUAGCCCAAUUACAAAGUGAAAAUUCGAAUUUAAAUAUAGAACCUGUUCCAAAAUCUGACGUUCCAGAAUUGGAACAUGAAAAGAACGACAGUAACAAUGAAAUGUUAAAAUUGCAAAUAGAAUCGUUAGAGAGAGUAUUGUUCGAGCAGAGAAAAGAAAAUGCAUCCCUCAGAGAGAGAGUCAAACAGCAGUGUGAUGAAUUGCAGGCAAAAGAUCAAACAUUCAAGGAUUUAGAGGCUAAAGUUGAUUUGAUGUGUAAACGGGCGGAACAAGCUCAGAGGGAAAAGGAUGCAGCUGUAAUGCGGUACGCCAGCACUGAGUGUGCUGCUAUCGAAGCGAAGAGGGCAGCAGAAGCAGCUACCAAAGCGGAACGUGCAGCGAUCGCGGAACGGGAGCUGGCGACUGCAAAGCUUCGUACAGCUAGAGAAGAGAAGCAACGAAUUUGUCAACUAUAUGACGAUAAGUGCCAUGAGCUCCAGAACAGCGAACGAGAAGUGAACAAAGUGCGCGAGGAGUUCCGGGAAAUUGAAGGUCGUUUGAAAUGGACGCAGAGCAAAUUACGAAUGGAGAUGGACGCUUGCAAGGAGAGCACAGAACGGGUUGAGAAACUGUCCCAACAAGUCGCAGAGCUCGAGGCGGCCAAGGAAGCAGCCACUGUGAACGCGACUGAUUCGAUCCGGGCUAAACAAUUAGAAUCAGACUUGAAAGAGAGUCAAGCGACAUUAAUUAUGUGUCGGCAUGAAAAGGAUGAUCUGGACAGACGUCUGACCGUCGCGCUCCAGCAACUAGAUACGUGCAAGAGAGAACGGGACGAAGCUAGCGGAUCUCUCGCUCUAGCCAAUGAACAGAUCGAGUCGCUAAAGGAGAGUAAUGAACGUUUGGAAGAGGAAGCUGCCGAGCUAGCAGCGUUACGUGCAAGAGCGGCGUUGGCUGACACACUCGAAGCUCAGCUGCAGCGCGAGACGGAGCGCGCGUGGGCGGCGGAGCAGGCGCUGAGCACGGAGCGCGCGCGCGCCGAGACCUGCCUGCGCCGCGAGGCCGCCGCGCUCGAGCACGCCGCGCGCCUCACCGCCGCGCACGUGCACGAGCGCGCGCGCGCCGCCGAGCACGAGGCCAAGGCGCAAGCUCUGGCCGCAGACAACACAUCCCUCCGGGAGACGGUGCAGGUGUUGCAGGAGGAGGCUGGCAAGUUGAGAUCGGCGUUAAAUGAUGAGAUGGAUCGACGGAAUAAAGAGAAUCGGGUGCUUGCUAGGAAGGUAGCAGAACUAACAGAGGAAGCUGCAGAGGCAAACAAGAAGUUGGAGUACGAACAGGGAGAGAACAGCGUGCUGAAGAAGAAACACGCGAGUGCCAUAAAGGAAUUAAAUCGAGAAUUAAAUCGAGCUCUGAAACGAAUAGAGUUGCUGGAAGCAAAGCUACCUCAAAAUGACGUCAACUCGACUAGAACAGGUUCUGUGUCAUCUUUAAGCAGUAUCGACAGUCCGCACGAUGAACGCGUUCAGAACGGACACACGGACGUACCAGACGUGCAGAAGGAAAAUGAGGUUUCGAUGCCGGACCAGCGGCUGCUGGUGGAGCGCAUCGUGUCGCUGCAGCGUGCGGCGGCGGCGCGCUCGGAGCGCUGCGAGUUCCUGCAGGAGCACUGCGCGCAGCUGACGCGCGAGCUGCGCCGCAAGUCGCGCGUGCUGCGCGCCGCGCUGCCCGCGCUGCCGCCCGCCGCGCUCGCCUCGCGCGCCGCCGACCAGCACAAGAGUGAAAUCGCUCAACUCGGCGGUGGUGCGAUGGCAGCGGUAUGGGGGGGAGACCCAGGUGGGAUGACGCUCGAACUAUCGCUGGAAAUGAACAAGCGACUUCAGGCCGUUCUCGAAGAUACGUUACUGAAAAAUAUCACACUUAAGGAAAACAUAGACACAUUAGGAGAAGAAAUUUCAAGAUUGCGCGAACAAGCGAAAAACAACGAGAACAAAUAAUACGAUCACAAGUACCUUAAACCUUUGUUAAUUUAUUUAUGCGUCUCUCUCUCACAUAUGGAUUUUAUCUUCCGUCUCGUUCGUACGUAUGUCAUUUUAAAACGUCAAAGUAUGGCGCUAAAGCUAUCACAUGUACCUUAAUUCAUUAAUUUAUUUGUAUAGGACGUUGUCUCUUUCUCGCGUAUGGAUUUGAUCUACCGUCUCGCUCGCACUUGUCGUAUUUAUAUGUGGUAUAAUUUAUUUGUAUAUUAUUCUUCUAAGUCUUAGAUAUUUUAAAUAGAGUGCCAACUUUAUUUUCUUAGUGUGUGAAAGCUACGCUUGACCCUCGCCGAACGUCAUACUUUACUAGUGUGCGUACUUAGAGGCCAACUGUAAUACUACUUUUCAACUUGUUCUCAUUGACAGUUCAUGAUAAUAUAUAUUAUGAUAAUGAUAAUGAAUAUACCCUUGGUUUGUUUUGUAGGUCGACUUUCGACAAGGGGGUAAAAAACAAUAAUGACAUUAAUUGUCACACAUCAUUAAGUUCACACACUUUAAUAAUUCUUAACUGCUGUAUAAAAUCAUCAACGAAAUAACGAGUGUUUACUCGAACGUGUCGUCUAGAUCACGAGCGGACAGUUCCUCAAAUAGUUAACUUAUACGCAUCCGAACACGCCUCGGCAUCCGGCACUUUUUCAAAUAUUAACUUUGCGUAUAUUUGUGUUUUUACGUGAGAACUAUCAAGACUCCUUUAUAAGUAAAAAAUAAAACACGGUCGGCCCUCAACCCUAAAUCGUCUUACAUAGUAAAUUAAUGAUCCUUUAUAAGUUAGUAGAAUGGUUCUCCACUAAUCAUGAGAAACUGUUAAGCGUCGUUCAGAUAUACGUAAUCGAAGUGUAAUACAAAAGUGUGAGCGAGACAGCGUCUGUGAAAAGGAGACAUGAUGAUUAUUUUUUAAUAAUAUUUCGUAUAAAUUUAAACAUUGUAAGUGAACAUUCCAUUUGAAAUUUGUAUGACAUUAUAUGAUUAUUUUUUUAAUUUGUAUGAUUAAUGUGUGUACGCAAAGGUGAUUUAACUCUUAAAUUGUUCCAAUUAAAAAAAGUGUUGCCAGUUACUGUGUAAUUAAAUAAAUAUUAUAGCGUGCAGAUUCUGAAACACUAAUCGCUUUAAAACUAAUUUUUGGUCUGGGUUUGGGGAGGUGUCAUUAAUGUGAUCAUGUCUGAUCUCGUUGUUAUUUUAAACAUAGUUAGUUGGCGUUCAAGUUAUAUAGCUGAGUACGACUGUUUAUGAUUUAAAAUUGACCAAUUAAAAAAAACGGUGGAUUUAAAUUUGGUUGAACUGUUUAUUAAUUAUAGACACAAGGAAUUUAUCUUCUAAGAAUACAUGGUUUGUACUAAGUUCAACAAAGACAGGGCGAUAUUUGAAAUCGGAUGUCAACACCGAUAUUUCAUCCGAAUAGCCGUUACACAACCGAUGUCACAAAAAUCGCAUAUCGCCCAUGCGUACUUUGGACCGAUGUUUUUACGUCGCUCACUUUUCCUCCACUUCGUUGCCGUCGUAAUGUUAUAGCUCUCUUUCCCUUUCUCUCUACUUCUAUAUCUUUCUCUAUCAUGUUAAGGAAUGCGCUUAAACUUGUCACAUUUUUUAAAAUUUUAGUUUCUAUCCCAGUCCACUGAUCAAUUAUCGGAUUACAUAAGAAAUCUCACUUAAUAUAAAAGUAAAAAAAAUUAACAAAUCAUAUUAUAAUCUUAGAAAAGAUUUUUAAUUAAUUAAUUACUUAACGUUUAUGGGCAGUGGCUUCAUUUGUACUUCCGUCUGUUUAAUAGAAACAACCGAAUAGUUAAAAGUUAAAUCACUUUUUGCAUUAAAUUGAGUGAAAAAUCGAUUGAAAAUGUUCUAGAACCUUGUCCAAUGUGGCGUCGAUUUUAUAUUACAGUUAAUGUUAACUAUAGAAAAACGUAAAAUGUUGCCAUAAACAAUAUUAUAUAAUGUCUUUAAAAAUUAUUUUUAUGACAGAUAAGCCUGUAUUUUCUUAAGUAUUGUAUUAUGUUAAAACAAAUUAAAUUAUAUUCAUUAUAAUGACGAUGAAAUUGUAAUUAUAAAUUUAUAAUCGACUUAACCCUUAAAUGCUGCCAUUUGUAAAGACAUGCGUUGACUAUUACAUACAUAAUAAUUUCUGAAAACAUAUAUGGGUAGGGUUGAAAGAAACCACGAAAUAUUCACAUCUUUCUUUAUUUCCUUGGUUUUACAAAAGAGUACGUUAUUCUUAAAUACUUCGUGCCAUAGUACCUCCUUUCAAUUUAUCUCGCUUACACUUUCAUAGUUCACUCUCAUGCUGUCUCCCUCAUUGCUGCACUAAAAUCCUUACAUAUAUAAAUUUAUUUUUGAUAUUUGAAGAAAAUUAAAUUCAUCCUUGUCGCAAAUAUUGGUAUUAUAUACUAAAACCU